Molecule: messenger RNA, 5937 nt
Organism: Cladocopium goreaui
Lineage: Eukaryota; Dinophyceae; Suessiales; Symbiodiniaceae
Source: the annotation of a GenBank genome assembly
AUGAUUGAAGAGGACUUAGAAAGACAGCUGGAUGAAGCAACAGCUGCCCGUGAGUCCCGUGCUGAGAAAGUGAAGAGCGCCAAGGGUGACGGUUCCCAGCCUGCAAAGACAAGAGGUGAGAAAGCUGAAAGCCAAGACAAGUCAGAGGAAAGUGAUGAUGAGGAGGAUGAUGAAAAGCCGGACGCAGAUGCAGCAGCUGCAGCACUGAGAACGGCCAAACAAGAAAAGCGAGGCAAGAAGAUCCGCAAGAAGCUGGCCAAAGACAAGUCUCACGCAGAGAGGAAAGCCAAGGCCAGCAAGAAAGCCGGAGGAAAAGAUCUUGAAGGGAAGAAAGUGGAAGUGGCAAAGCCCACCAAGGGCCUUGAAGAAGCAGACAGCUUCGACACCAACAUCUUGGCUUUGAAGGGUUCUGACAGCAGGACCAAACACGCUCUGGACGAUUUCUUGUCAACCCUGUCUUGGGCCAGAUCCAACCUUGCGACAGAGAUUUCCGAUGAGGAGGCAAGUAGGUCCAAGCGUUUUCUUCUCAGCCUCUUCCUUGAGCUGGCAUGGGGCUGUUCAGUGGCUUGCAACGGCAAGCUGUUCAAGCAAUACUCUAGCUUCCGCGAAGAAAGCCAUGUGAUCUUCUACGCAGCCCACCAAAAGUUGACGGUCAAUGAGAAGAAGUUCGAUCCGCUGAAGCUUGCCCAGGACUUGCUGCACAUGGUUGUUCCCGAGAGCAGCAGCGAUGGCCACAAUGACGAAGAAUCCAUGUUGAAUUUCAUUCGAAUUUUUUCUGAAGCCCUUGCGCUUCGAGGAUACAUCAGCUCACACUUGCAUCUCCCGUCUUCAAUGCAUGAGAAGCUCACUCAGUUUCGCCAAAAGCUUGGGGCAAGCAUGAAGGAGUUCCGUGACUUGCCUGACUUCAAGGCCCAACUUGCCUAUUUCUUUGACCUUUUCACUGAGCUCAAGAUUGUUCCAGCGCCUUGGUUGAUCUAUGGGGCUUGCGCGGCGUAUCUUCACCAAAAGACUGGCGGGCGCCUGGUGGAAAGCACAGCUUCAACAUUUGAAAGCAGUGAGGUUCUCGCUCAGUUCUGUGGAAUGAGGGCCAGGUAUGUGAUUCUUGGGCUCGAGGAUUUGUUCAACAUGAAGAUCCUGAAGUGUUCUGAAGAGAUUGGGAAGAGCAUUUCAGAGAUGGCUUCUGAACUUGACACAAAUCAAUCCUGUGGCCUUGAAAGUUUCUCAUCAUCUGGGGAUGGCGCUGGAGUUACGUUUGUCUCUGCUAUCACUGCGUUUGACGCGGAACUGGCGCACGAAGGCGACAUGAAUUGGACUGAUCAGUGGGUGAAACUGCUUGGCGCAUGCGUUUCAGUCUCUACUGGGGCGGCAGCCAUUCGAGAUCUCCGCGGCGUCCCGAAGAAAGUCAAGCGGGCCGAGAUUGACAAAAAGGCAGAGUCGAAGGAGCCAGAAAAGUCCGAAGAUGUUGACCCCGAAAUCAGCGCAGCGAAGAGGAAGUUGAAGGAAGGACAAAGCACAGAAGACUUGAAAGACAAGAAGGACGACGACGCGAAUGGUAGCGGCGCAGAUGAAGGGAAGGAGGAUGAGGACUACUGGUUUGUUGGGUACAAGAAAGCUUUGAUCCCUUUGGAGCUGAUCCACAUGCCUGUGGAUUCAGCCAAAAUUCUCGAAGCUGAUGAGUCCCAGCUUCAGCACUACUGCCCUGGCAAUGUGCCGGAGCUUCGCGUCAAGAUGACAUCCUCUUGGCUCAAGAUUGUGGAGAAAGGAAUCGAGUCCUUGCUUUGGAGACUGUAUCAGGAUGUCACGGCGAAGACAGUUGAAAGCCACGUGAUGUAUGUAGCUGACCCUCAAGAAGCUGGCUUGAAAAGCUCUGAGAAGUGUGUUUUGGUGAACUGCCCGCCAACAGCAGAGCUGCUGUUUUGCGGGCCAGUUAGCACUGAACCGUCCAAAGAUGCUUUGAAGAUUGGCCAAUUGGGGGAAAUCACGUUCUACAUGCACCCUCCUCAACUUCCUCCUCAAGGGGACGUAGUUGUCCCUGCUUGGCUGGCCAAACCAACCCACAAGCGAGACAAUGUGACUUUGGAAUUCCAACAUGCCGUGAUCACUGUCUAUGUUUCUCCGAAUGGGGAGGUCUCGGCAUUGAACCCAAGCAAGGCGUGGGAAGAGAGGCAGGUAACAACUCAACAAGCGGAUUUGUUCAAGCUUAUGAUGUCUGAUGCAAUUCAGGCAGCAAAAACAAAGGCUCGCAACUGCAAAGAGAUUGCUCGACAGUGGAAGGGAGAGUGUGAGUCACGUGAAUCUGACUUGAAAGCCGCCCAUGAGGAAGUCUCUCGAUUGAAAGCUAUCCUGGGUGAUGUGAAGGCUUUGGGUGCAAGUGCAAAACCCAAGUGCAAAGCCAAGAAGGACCAAUCCGUUCAAGCCCCUGGCACCCCUAUUCCUGAGCAUGGUGACUUGAAGGCUGACUUGAGGUCUGUCGCUGACGCCACUUUGUUGGAUGCGGAAACAGAACCAGUUGCAAAGGAAGCAGGAUCACCCAAGCAGGAAUUGCCUUCCGAGGUUCUGCCGAAUGAGGCCGAGGAGCCCUCCAAAGGUGCUGUUGCUGCAGAUCCUGUCGAAAGCGUUUCUGAGAAUGGGGCACAUGGUGAGGAGGAGUCCAAAGUGGAGUUGGGCAAGCUGGGCAAAGCGGCAGACACUGCAGCUAAGCCUUCUGAGGAUGUAGCGGAGUUGGGCAAGUUGGGGCCGUCAGCGCAACCUGCUGCAGUUGGAAAUGCAGAUGAGAAUCUUUCUGAGAAGGCAGCAGCAGGUGCUUCGGAAUCCAAGUUGGAAGUGGGCAAGUUGGCAGGAGCAGCAACACCUGCUGAUGCUGAGAAUGAACCAGCCCAGAAAUGUGAGGAUGCUGCUGAUGCUGAUUUGCAGGAGCCCAAGUUUGGGGCGAGAGCCGCUGGACCGCUUUCUGAAUCUGAGCCUGAAGACAACUACUGCCCAACCCCAGAAAAGACGCCGCCUUCCUCGCCAGAUCCUUCCAAGGCUGAGAAGCCCCCAAGCUACAUCAAGAUAGCGUUGACGACUUAUUCGCUGACUAUUGCAGAGAAGCAUGCAGGGUCGGAAACCCCGCUGCCACUGGUGAGGGCCAUGACGCCAGAAGAAGUAGCCGCGAAAGCAGCCAAGAGCAAAAAGGAAGUUGCUUGGCCGUCCGUUCGCUGUGGUUUGGGUGCUGCGAUGGAUUUGAGAGAGAAGCAACUUGAAGCAGAAGGCCAAGAGACAGCGGCUUCAAAAAAGCGCCGCCGAAAAGAGGAGGAAAAGGUUGGCAGAUUAGGUCUAUUCUUUUCCUUCAAUGCCAAGACUGACAAGCACACGCAAAACGCUGAUACUUUGAUCUUCUCGAUCCAAUCCGGGAAAGAGUUGGAGUUGGCCAGGGUACAGAUUCGCAAUCCCAAGGAUGAAAUCACCAUGUUUUUUGGACCUUGCGUGGCGUGUUUCAUCCGGAUGGAAUUUUUUGUGAUCCUUGGGCGCAUCCGCAAGCAGAUCAUCGCCACUUGUGGAUUCGUUGAGCGACUUCGGCCACCUUAUGCUGUAGAGGCCCUGUCUUCGGCUUGGAUCCUCCGUGCUUGGUUCACCCCUGAGCACCAGCACGAGUAUGAGUUGGUGCAGCGUGUCAUAAGCCGUUUCACGGAGAUCUACGAGAACACCGAACAGUACUGGAUCCGCAAAUUGGACGGUGCUGCCAGCCGCAUGGAAAAAACGCAGGAGCAGUUGGAGCGUGCGCUGGAGAGUGCGGACAUGCGAGUGGCCCUGAUCCCCAGCGAUACGGCGGAGGAGGAGUUGCUGCGCAUUCAGAAGUUGCUCUGUCCUGAAACCUUAGUCCUGAAGGCGGACCUGAGCCUGGGAGAGGGGAAGGACGCACAGCUGAUCCCGGCCGGAUUGAAGCUCAUGCGACGUGGACAAGUGAGUGAUUUCUUCAAGCCCGAGGUGGACAAUGUGGAGCUCUCGCGACGGCUCAUGGAACUCGCUGCUGGCGCGGACUUACGGCUCCUCUUUGGUGGUGAUGGCUACAACGAAGCCAGAAAGCAGGCCGCUGAAGCCAUCGGGGAGUUGGGUGCCAUCAUCCGUGUGGUGAAGACAGCAGCCAGCGCCUUUCCAGAUGUGGCGGCCCAAUGUCAGGAGUUGUUGGACAAGCACCACAAAGGGGAGCUUCGGGCGGUCACCCAGGAAAAUAAGCUGCGGAUCCAGAUUCAAGAGAAGGAGGCGGAGGAGAUGGUGCGAACUGCCAACAUCAGGUUGAUGUUGGCGGAGGGCCAAAAGAAGGCAGCGGAAGAGAAGCUCCGCGAAGCCGAACAGGAACGCGUCCUGGCCGAGUCAGCGAAGCAAGAGUCCCAACAGCGAGCCGAUCAGUGGUGGGAGAACCUCCAGGUGAUGGCCAAAGAGAAGGAGAUGUUGGAAACCGAAAAGGGUCGCCUCGAAAGUGAGAAGCUCCAGUGGACACAGGUUCAAAGUUUGAUGGAACUCGAAAAGUCUGAACUGCAGGGAGAUAUCCAAAAAGCAAAGGAGGAGCGAAAGAGGUUGGAACACGCGGCAGAGAAAUGGCAUCACACGUUGCAAACGGUGAAGGCGCAAGCCGAAGAGAAGGAGGCGCACCUCAAGGAGAUCCAAGCCAUCCUGCAGAAGCAACAGGAAGAGGCAGCUGCCAAAUCUUCAGCUGCAGAAGAGUUUGGAACUCAGUGCCCGUUGGUUUUGCUCCGUGCUUCAGUUCCAUGGUUAGAAAAAAUGCGAAUCUUUCGGAGUUGGACCUUCCUUCUGUUCCUGUCGCUGGCUGUUUACUGUUUCUUGCCACAUCGGCCGGGAGAUUUGGGAGCCCCUGCGCGGCGCACCGAAGGAAGCGAGCCCCUGGUAGGCUUUGCGGCGGACUUCAUUGGGAACGCCUCGGAGGAGGCGGGAGACGACUGGCACCUUUUCUUCGGAGUGGUGAUCUUCCAUGAAAACGUGAGCUACCCGAUUGAGCUUAGCAAUGAUGUUUCGGAGCUUCAGAGAAAACUUCAAGAUCCUGACUGGGAGAUGAAUUUCUCUGCGAGCGUUCCCGAUUCCUGGCCCAGCUCUGUGUUGCCUCGCAAUAGCCAUGAAGCCUUGCAAAUCUGUAACGAGUGGGCCGACCUCUACACGGCGGUGCUGCUGUUGACCAAUGGCAGUGCCUCAGACUGGUGGAGCACUAUGGAGGUGGCGAAGGAGUUGAAGGAAAAGGAGGCAACGAUCUAUGCCAUUGGUCUUGACAAUGCCACUGAACGGACUGCGAAUCGCUCUGCUGAGUUACUGGAGUUGGCCACUGAUGUCGACACACAGGAUUUGGCUUCGCUCUUGGGCCUGGAAGUCGUUGAAGAGUUGACUCUACUGGCUUCAGUUCAAACCACAACCCCUGCGACCAGCACUGGUGGCACUGGUUCUGCUCGGGAAGGACUUGGUGGAGGUAUUGUGGUGCUGAUUGUCUUGCUGAGUUGUUGCUGCACCUGCUCGUUGAUCGGCAUUGGCUUCUAUUUCUACAAAGUGGACAAAGCUCGGAAGUCCAUGGCCAUGGCCAAACCCACUGCUGUUCUCCCCGCGCCGGAGCCCACCAUGCCGCCGCGCGGGACACGGGAGCCGCCACCUGUACCGAAGGACGACACCGAGAAGGGCCUGCAGGAGGCCAUUGACGAAAGAGACCUGGAGAAGCUACGCCGUUGGCUUUCCGAAGUUUUACUGCAAGGAUGGCCCGAGCCCAAGUAUUCCGAUUUGAUCCUGAAAGCUCUGGAGACCGUGGCACAGCUGAAGGACUCCACGCGGUCCUCGCUGGAGCAGCGGCUCGUUGGCGGCAAUGUGGGGAGCCUGGCCUCAGCACGGCUGGUGGGGCUGGAGGCGGAGCUGUUACAGCGAGCGGAGGAAGUGAGAGGAAGAGAUGAUGUCAUGUCCUGA